This is a messenger RNA of Sitophilus oryzae (rice weevil), 2772 nucleotides long. RefSeq lists its product as uncharacterized. Gene Ontology annotation, cellular component: cytoplasm; nucleus; spindle pole centrosome. Gene Ontology annotation, molecular function: microtubule binding. NCBI's taxonomy places the organism in Eukaryota, Metazoa, Arthropoda, Insecta, Coleoptera, Curculionidae. The transcript has 3 exons. Bases 157 to 2685 code for a protein of 842 amino acids. The record is from RefSeq and is a predicted model, not a curated record. Gene Ontology annotation, biological process: centrosome localization; chromosome segregation; kinetochore assembly.
CUGUCAUUUUGACAGCAUAUAAAUUUAAAUCCAUUUUGAAUCAAACAAACAUUUUAAACGGUUUUUAGUCUGUUUCUUGCAUUGUAUAUUAUUUAGAUGAUUUAGAAUCAUAAAAAAUAUUAGAUAUUUUUGGUAUAAGUAGGUUUCUAUUUUGAGAUGGGUGAUGUUUCAGAAUUUUUCAAGAUGCAUUUAAAUUUAUUUAAUAAAGCCAGUGUAAUGGGUCAGAAAUCUAACGCAAACAGGAAAGAGUUUGAACUUUUAAGAAAAUGUAAACGGGAUACACUUAUGAAAUUUAGAAGAAAUAUUCCAGAGAAUCCCAGCCCAUAUGUUACACCCGUGUCAAAUAAAAUUAAUGAAACACAAUUGCAAAGAAACAAUCAACAGUUUAAUGCUAAUAAUAAUAACUCUAAUUCUUCGGUUCCUGCCAAAAAAAUAGUUCCAAAUAAGAGAUUAGAGCUUUUAGCAAAGUGGAAAGCAGAAAAAGAGGAACGUAAAAGAGUUGAAAGAGCUAAAGCGAAGCCAAUUUUUAAGAUUUGUCAUGUAUCUCGUGAAGCACUUCCAGAUGUUUCAAAUGCCAAUAAAGUUAUUAAAGGAAAACCUAUUGUUACUCUGUCAAAAAAAGAACAUCAUCAGUUUGCACCCCCUAAUCAUAAAUUUAAACCUCCAUCUGGAAUAAAGCCAUUUGAAUUUACGUUAUCGCCGGCAAAAUCGCAAAAGGACUUUUGUUUAAUAAGCAAGGCAAUAAAUACACUUGCUGAGGGAAAAAAAAUCUUGAAAAAUCAAAUUAUCAAGAACAUCGAAACGAGUAGUGCCUUAGUUGUUCCAUCUACACACAAACAGAAUAAAUUAAAUUCACAUAUACCUGAGAAAAAUAAGUUAUAUACAAACGACACUUCAGCUUCGACAAGAAUUACUCGGAAUAAGUCUAAGAAUCUAAAAAAAAAUUUCAAUACAAAAGUCGAUAGUAGUAUAGUUUCAAGUACACCUAUUGUGAAAAGUAAAUCAAAUAAAGAAUUGUGUAGUGAAACUGGUGGGCAAAAAAAGAACUCUUCCCACCAAGCGUUAAAGAACGUCUCGCAACUAGAAACAACAGAUAGUACGUUUUCAAGUACGCCUAUUGUGAAAAGUAAAUUAGAUAAAGAAUUAUUUAGUAAAACUGGUAGGCAAAAAAAGAACUCUUCCCACCAAGCGCCAAGUAACGUUUCGCAACUAGAUACAACAGAUAGUACGGUUUCAAGUACACAUAUUGUAAAAAGUAAAUUAAACAAAGAAUCAUGUAGUAAAACUGGUAGACAAAAAGAGAACUCUUCCAACCAAUCGCUAAAAAAUGCCUCGCAACUAGAAAGAACAGAUAGUACGGUUUCAGGUACACAUAUUGUGAAAAGUAAAUUAAAUAAAGAAUCAUAUAGUAAAACCGGUAGACUAAAAAAGAACUCUUCCAACCAAUCGCUAAGAAACACCUCCCAAAUAGAAAAAACAGAUAGUUCAGUUUCAAGAUCACCUAUUGUGAAAAGUAAAUUAUAUGAAGAAUCAUGUAGGAAAACUGCUAGGCAAAAAAAUAACUGUUCCAACGAAUCGUUAAGAAACUCCUCGCAUCAAGAAACAACACAGUUUGGAAAUAAAUUGAAUGGUGUUUCUAGCUUGCCAUCACCACCAGUGGUCGUUAAUUUAUCUCCACCAGUGAAUAAGUUAGUAGAUGUUCCAGUGUACGUAAGUCCAUAUGUUACACUUUCGCGAGGUAAACGAUCUGCCCGUAAGGAAUAUAAAGUACGAAAUUCUUUAGAGAUAAAUAUAAAUGAUAAUGAAAUCUUAAAAAAUAUAUCUUCAUGUACAAAUCCACAGUCGGGUGCAAAUUAUUUUACAAAUAAAUUAGAUAUGGAAAUUGAGAAAAUCUUAUCAAUUUGUAAUAAAUGGGAAACAUAUUUGAAGGGUCCAGAGGUACCCGAAGAAGCUCGAUCUUCCAUAGAUGUCGCUAUUGGCCAGUCAAAAUUAUUGAUUUCAAAGAAGUUUCAACAAUUCAGAGGUUUAAUUGAUCAGUGUAGAUCACCGAAUGUUGAUGAAAAGGCAAUUACCUGUUCAGAUUUACAUGGUUUUUGGGAUAUGAUAUAUAUGCAAGUAGAAGAUGUUGAGAAAAGAUUUAAUAAUUUGGAUAGACUUAAAGAUAAUAAUUGGGAAGAAAUGCUACCAGAAAUUAAAGUUCCAGAGAAAAAAUGCAGGGGCCGGCCGAAGAAAGUUUCCGCUACCUCUAAAUUAAAGAAUUUAAUUGAAGCUGCUCGGAAACAGAAAAAAAACGAAAAUGAAUCAGAUAUUGUUGAAGGCUCAAACAAUGUACAUAUUGCGACAAGAGAUCAAAUAUUAGUUAACGGUUCAGCAAAAAAGAACUUGCGAAACUCACUAUUAACGUCCCAAAGUAGACUGUCGUGUAGUUCAUCUCCUGGUUUAACAAUGAUGAAAAUAUCUCAAUCUAUUAAACAAGGCCAAGGCGUAACACCUGUUAAAGGUAUAUUAAAAGCUGAAGUGAACAAUUCAACUGGUAAAAAGUCCGUAAUUUUUAAGGAAGAUUUACUAAUAAAAAAAUUGUCUAAAAUAUCGUUAUUCAACAAUGAAAACAAGGAAAAUUCACCUGAAAAUGUUAAAUGCCCAUUGACACCUAGAAGAUCUGCUAGAUUGAGUAAACUUAAUUAAUAAUUGUUAAUGUAUUUUACAAAUUUUAGUCUAGAUUUAAAAAUAAUACAAAAACAAAGGAAAUAAAUGAUUUUUUAUAUUAAAGAA